AUGAUAAAUUCUCUAGAUCAACCUCAAUUUCCAGCACCGCCACCGCCAUCUUCAUCAUCCGGUAUCGUAAAUAAUCCUCAACCUCUGUUGGACAGAAGAUUCGAUGAAGAGAAAUUAUUAAUUUAUCGUGAAUUAUAUUACGAUGGAUUUAGUUCUAUUAUAGCAGCAAGAGAUUUAACUACAGGCGGUGGAGUAGCAGUGAAAAAAAUAGAUUUUCGUUUUAUGAAAACAAUUAAAGGUGCCUUUACAUUGCAUGAAUUAAAAAAACGUUUUUGUAAUAAAUUAUACGAAAAUACGCAUAAACUAAGUACACUUUCAUCGAAUACAUGUAUUCUCAAGUUAAUUGAAUUUAUUGUUGAACCAAAGCGUUUAAUUAUUAUGACAGAAAUGUGUAUAUUUGGAGAUUUUUUCAAUUGGAUCUUGCAACAACAUCAUUUAUAUGUGAAAGAUAUUUGUUUAAUGCUACAGUAUUUAUUUCAAGCUGUUUAUUAUUUACACUCACAUAAUUGUAUCCAUGGUAACCUAUUGCCUACUCAUGUGUUAUUUCAAACUUUAUCUCCACAAUCCGUGACGCUGAUGUUAGAUAUGAGUAUAAAAAGUGAAAUUUUCUAUUUAACUGGUCAACCAUCAACAAUUAUUUAUGGUUGGGCACCAGAAUUUAUACGUACUAUUCUACAAUCUGUUGAUAUUAUGCCGACAGAUAGUUUUAGUAAUAAUAUGAGUAUAGAUUAUCAAAUGAAUAAAAAUAAAGAGAAAUUAUUACAAAAAACACGUAUGAUGGAUAUCUGGAGUAUUGGUGUUAUAGCGCAUAUUGCAUUCACUGGUCGACCGCCAUAUCAAGCUGAACAAUUACAUGAAUUGCUAAAAUUAAUUGAUAUUAAUCAAGGAAAGUUAAAUCAUCCGCUCAUUAAAUCAUUUCAUAAAACAAUUAUUGAUAAAUUAAUACAAUUAUUACAAAUUGAUCCAUUGAAACGUUACUGUUCAUUUAUUGAAAGUAAUAAUUGUAAUACUAGUACGACUACUACUACUAAUAAUAAUAGUAAUAAUGAUUUCCACUGGUGGUGUAAUCAUGAUGAAAUUAAAAAUGAUGAGCGGAAUUUAUUACACAUUAUUGAAUAUGAUAUGAUGAGCACAUGUAGACGAUAUCGUUUCCAUGGUAGACAAUUAUUUGAAAAGAUAUUCUUAGCAAAAGAACAGAAGAACAAAAAUAAAACAAAGAAUCUAUAA
Messenger RNA from Trichobilharzia szidati, 1227 nucleotides. NCBI's taxonomy places the organism in Eukaryota, Metazoa, Platyhelminthes, Trematoda, Strigeidida, Schistosomatidae. The record is from the annotation of a GenBank genome assembly.